Molecule: messenger RNA, 1614 nt
Organism: Moesziomyces antarcticus
Lineage: Eukaryota; Fungi; Basidiomycota; Ustilaginomycetes; Ustilaginales; Ustilaginaceae
Exons: 1
Coding region: 1-1614 (537 amino acids)
Source: RefSeq, a predicted model, not a curated record
AUGCGAUCCCAUUCCUCCUCAUUUGUGCUCAAGAAACGCGACGGCUGUGCCGUCUGCAACAACAUCGCGCCCUGCCCCGCGUGUCCCAAGGGCCAACAGUGCCAGCAGAUCUUCCGCACAUCGUGCCAGGACUGUCCCGUCAACAAGUGCGUCCCCAUCCCAGGCUACACCGCCGACAGCGGCCCCAACAAGUCGGCGCUGGGCGGUGGGCUGGCGGCGCUCGUCAUUGUCGCGCUCGGUGCGUUUGCUUGGUGGUUCUGGCGAAGGCUCAGGGCGAAGCGUCGCCGCAUCGCGCUGCAUGAAAACGCACUCGAGCGCCGAGAAAAGCUCAAAAACGAAAAGGAGGCUACGACGCUCCAGCUCGGCGGUGGUAGGGCGGGCAGCGACGAUGCUGGCUCGCAAUUCGCCAUUGCGGACGACGAUGACCUCACCGAGUAUACGCAGGUGACCGGCUCGCUCGUUAGUCAGGAUAGCGAUUCGCUCGGCGCGCUUGCGGCGCCCGGCGCAUUCCGCCGCCGCUCGUUUGGAGCUGCGACGCAUCUGUCGCGCAUCACCGAGGGCGCAGAGGAGGAGGAGGACGAACCCAUGCCGCCGCUUCCCACCGGCGCAGGCGCCGCCGCGGCGGGCGUGGGCAAGCGCGCCACGGCACACUCGGUACGCUCUAGCGCACGAUCCUUCGUCAGCGCCGCUGGACCGCGCAUCAGCAUCGGCUCCGGCACCAGCUUUGGCUCGCACAACAUCAUCCCCAUCGCAUUCAAGCCGACGACGCCGACAACUGCGCAGGACGCAGACGAGGCUGCAUCCGAGGGAUACGAGACGGUGUCUUCUUUGCCGCUGCCAUCCGCUGCGCACCGUGCACCCGGCGCGCGCGUGAUCGAGGUCAACACCGCGCGUCAGGCGCCCGUGCGCCCUACACGCGCACCGGACCUCAACCUGCGUCUUCCCGACACGCAGCGGGGCGCGUCGCCGUCGUCGCCGCUCGCAAGCGCGCCGGCGGGGGUGGAGGAGCAGCCGGCGUACGGGUUCAUGUCGAUCGACCCGGUGCAGGCGUACGCGCGCUCGGAGCGACCGCUGUCGGCCGCCACGGUCAACACGAUCGGCUCGACGCACUCGGGCAGUCUCUCGUACGUGCUCUCGGCACCGCAGGUCAUCACGCCCGUCAGCGCCGAGGGCGCGCGUCGCGUCCAGCUCGGAAACGGCGGCAAGGCGCAGCUCGUGCGCGUCCCCAGCGGCAAGCGCACCAAGGCGGACGGGGGUGAGGAUCCUUUUCAAGACCCGGCGCAUGGGGGAGAAUUGGCACCUCCAAGGGCAGGAAGGUUCGAAAGGACGUCGACCGUGUCGACGUCGACACUGGGGAUUCCGUUUGGCGACGACCCGUUCGGACCAGCCGUGCAGCCCGACCAGCACGCUUCGCCGUUGGAUGCCGACGAACGCACGUCCUGGCUCGGCGACGAUCCGUUCACCGACCCCACCGCCGGCGCAGAGGCGCAACCACGCACAAGCAUCGGAGGACUCAGCCUGCUGGGCCAGUUCGAGUUCGACUUUGCCCGCAACCAGGCCGAUACCGCCCCACUCCCCAGCGACGCACUGAAGCGUGUAGAACAGCACAAGUAG